This is a messenger RNA of Aedes aegypti (yellow fever mosquito), 1658 nucleotides long. RefSeq lists its product as uncharacterized. Gene Ontology annotation, cellular component: mitochondrial inner membrane; nucleus. NCBI's taxonomy places the organism in Eukaryota, Metazoa, Arthropoda, Insecta, Diptera, Culicidae. The record is from RefSeq and is a predicted model, not a curated record. Gene Ontology annotation, molecular function: nucleic acid binding; metal ion binding; single-stranded DNA endonuclease activity. The transcript has 4 exons. The coding region runs from base 16 to 1509 and encodes 497 amino acids. Gene Ontology annotation, biological process: apoptotic DNA fragmentation.
AACCGAAGUCUGGAAAUGGCUAGUCACAAGCGAGCAUUUGAUCGAGUAGCGUUCGAGAUGAAACGCAAUUUCUGCACUGUGGUACUAAUUUUAUUCAUUGUAUGUCUAACAUGUGUAGCAUCCGUUGAGGAAAACGCUGUAAAAUCCAGAGAAAAGCGAUCGCCAAAGCCACAGUUUCCGAAAUUUAUUUUCGGUCAAAUAGCCAAAUGGAUUCCCAAGGUGAUAAAACAGGGUGGUCAAGUGGUUGAAAAAGUGGAACAGUUUGUUUCCAAAAAUCCUGGAACGGUUGGUGCGGCAGUCGUCGGAGGUGUUGGCGUGGCCACUGUGCUGGGACAGAAACGUCCAAGACCGGGAUGCCAAGUGUACAUAAGACGAUUACAAGAGAGGCAACCCGUUUUCUUCAACAUUGGAAGUCCGCGUUCCUUGAUGCUCCCGGUAGAUGGUAAUCUCACCUGGGCUCAGGGAGAGAGGAGUUGGAUCGCUUGCCCUCCAUCGGAAGGAUCACGUAAUAGCAUACGUGGAAUAUAUCUGGUAUCGGCGGAAAUUGAAUGCAAGGACGGAUAUGACUUCGAAUAUGUACAUAACGGUGCUGUGUUCGAUAUCACACAAGUGCAGUGCGAUAACAGGGUGACUGGAAACGUAAAGACAGAUGCAGCUCGAGUCCAAUGCCCGGGAACACACAAAACAAUUGGAUUCGAUGUGACUUUUCCCACGAUUGGGAAUCGAUUUUUCGAUCUUUAUCAAAUUUGUUUCGAUGAACCGUCUGCCACUGCCAUCUACACUCAUCACACACUAAUUGGGAACGAAAUUGAACAUAAAUGCUUUUCGACUAGACCGGACUUCAAGUCUGCUGGUUUUCCACAAGGAUUAGCCGUUUCAUCAGCUUACAAUCAAGAGUCUCAGCUGAAUAGACUUGUUGCUCUGUUCGGAGCCGAUCCAAAUCCAUGGGGUUCUGCGGAAGUGUACUACAAUUUGAGCUAUCUACAGAGGGGACAUCUUGUUCCAGAUGCCGACCAACUGUUCACCACCUGGCAAUGGUCAACCUAUUUCUAUCUCAACGUCGUUGGCAUGUGGGAGCAUAUCAACAACGGUAACUGGAAGUACUUGGAAAGUAAUGUGCGAACACUUGCUCAAAACGCUAAGAAAACCUUGGAAGUCUACACCGGAGUUUAUGACACUUUAUCCCUAUGUUCGCUGUGGGAUCAUUGUCCGGAAUUCACUUUGAGCAAUGGACGCAUCCCCGUACCAAAAUGGCUGUGGAAAGUAGUGAAAUCACCGGAUUUGAAUGCCGCAAUUGCUCUGGUUGUCAGCAAUAAUCCAUUCGUUGGCGAAGAUCCGAUAUGCGGUUUGAAUGGUGCAUCCCACGGGUGGAAUUCCUCUAUCGUUUCAAAUAUAACCUACGGCACUGUGAGUUACUGUAGGGUUCAAGAUCUGCAAACUGUGGUCGGAAACAUUCCACAAGAAGCAAUGGCACCGAGCAUUUUGUCUUUUGUAGUUUCAACAACCUGAUUCUAAGGAAUGAAAUUAAUGAAACAGAUGAAUCGUUGACGUAAUCAAUAUCAGUAGGACAACCGGAAAAAACUCAUGAUGACCCUUCUUACUGUAAAAAUGAAGCAAUUUUAUGAUAUUUUCAAAAAUAAAUCACAUAAUUUCUCCAA